Messenger RNA from Panicum hallii, 1578 nucleotides. RefSeq lists its product as uncharacterized. The record is from RefSeq and is a predicted model, not a curated record. Lineage: Eukaryota; Viridiplantae; Streptophyta; Magnoliopsida; Poales; Poaceae. The transcript has a single exon. The coding region runs from base 58 to 1560 and encodes 500 amino acids.
CCUUCCUCAGGAGAGAGAGAGAGAGAGAGAGAGAGAGAGAGAGAGAGAGAGAUCCAAAUGGAGACUCUGCUUUCUUCAGUCCUGGGUGAGGUGAUGGCUCGAUCCAUUAACUUCAUCCUCAGCAAGGUCUCGACGCCGCCGGCGCCGGCCUUGGAGGACAGCCUGCAGAGGGCUCUCCUCCAGGCACAGGUUAUCGUCGACGAGGCCACAGGACGGCACAUCACGAACCAAGCCAUGCUCCUGCAGCUGGACAUGCUGAGAGACGCUGUGCAUAAGGGCAGCUACGCGCUCGACAACUUCAGGUACCACUACCAGCCUCACGCUACGGAGGACGACACAGAUCAACCUGUUCGUCGCUCCGUGCCCCUGUCCAUAGCCAACUGUGCAAAAAUUCCCCGUUUCUCCCGUGGGAGUGCGCGGAUCUUGGCACAGCUACGCGAGGCGCUCGAUCGACUGAUCUCCAUGGUAGCCGAUGCGGACGUGCUGGUCCUGUUCCUGACGAGCUACCCUCGCCGGUACCGGCAGCCCUACAGCAUGCACCUCAUGCUGGAUAACUGCAUGUUCGGCCGCCAGAUGGAGACUGAACAUGUCAUCAGCUUCCUGCUGCACGCACAACCAUCCCAUGGCGCUGAAGAACCGGAGGUCCUGCCGAUCGUCGGUCCUGGCAGGGUCGGCAAGACCACCGUCGUCACUCAUGUCUGCAAGGACGAGAGAGUCCGCGAUCGCUUCUCAGAGAUCGUGCUCCUGAACGACCUCGACUUUACGGAUGGUGAGCUGGCUGCAUUGAGACAGAGAUGCUCAAUGAGAAAUGGUGACCGUGGCUCCAACUCGAACAGUAGAGAUGGGAAAUUUCUGGUCGUUGUUGAGGUUGCCGGGGAUUUCAACGAGGACGCAUGGACCAGGUUGUACUCCUCAUCUAAACUGUGGAUGCCACGUGGCAGUAAAAUCAUAGUCACAAGCCGGUCCGACAAGGUCACCAGGGUCGGAACAGCGCGGCCUCUUACUCUGAAAUUCCUGCCGCGCGAGGCGUACUGGUACUUCUUCAGGACGCUCGCAUUCGGGAGCGCCGAUCCCGGGGCACACCCGAGGCUUGCGAACAUGGCCAUGGAGGUGGCCAGGAACAUGAACGGAGCUUUCAUCAGCGCGCACAUCACCGCCCGCGUCCUGAGGGGCAACUUGGACGCUCGCUUCUGGGGCAAGGUCCUGGCCCUCUACAGAGAGUUCGUCGACAAGCAUGGCUCCAGAUUUGGUGGCAACCCAUUUGCUACUCUUAACCAGGACGGACCGGCACUUCUUGGAAGGAUGGGUCGGGCUUUUGCGGAUCUCAUGAUCCAUCACCACUACGAAUGCUCCUCGCCGGUGGAGGUUCCAGAUGUAAUGACGGUACACGAGGUGAUUUUCGGAAGUGAGGUUGUUAGGGCCCAGGGGAAAUUUCAGUUCGUGUGGACUUCUCCAAUACCACCCUACUACAGCCACAUCUACACUUGUGAGAUUCUAGGGAGCAAACCAGCAGCCGCCAAGAGGAAGCGUUCUGUGGAAAAUGAAGUCGCACUUUCGUAAUUUAUGUUCCUUAGCGUC